Messenger RNA from Schistosoma guineensis, 2452 nucleotides. The record is from the annotation of a GenBank genome assembly. NCBI's taxonomy places the organism in Eukaryota, Metazoa, Platyhelminthes, Trematoda, Strigeidida, Schistosomatidae.
GUUGACCUUUAAUCAAAGGUGUUAAUUUGAUCUCUGACGUUACGCAAUGGCUAGUAUUUUGCUCCUCAUUAAACUUAUUGGUAUCAUAGUGCUAAAGGUUACUAGUAACUUCUUGUAUAUCGUCAUUUCAUGCUUCAGGAAAAUCUACAAUGGAUUGAAAGACGGAUUACCGUUAAAACGUACUUAUAACAGAAACGAAUGGGAACCGGUGAGUUCAGUUAGCAGACUUGGAGUCGUUGUGAUUACUAACCAUCACAUUCAAAGACAAGAACCUCAAGAUGAGUAUUCAAGUGAUGCUAUUUCAAGAUCUCUAAAAAAUCCGUCCUUAUUUGAAAGGGUCCUUGGUGAAAAUUCGGUCGGUGUUAUUGUUUCAUGGGUAGCUAACUGCAUUCAAAAGAAAGCUCUCGGAAUUUCGAUCAAGAAUACAGAUUUAAUACUGGUGUACACUAAAACAAGGAAUAGUCUAUACGAUCUCAACAAAUGGCUUGACGUCUUGCCUAAUCAUAACUACUCAAGACCUCACUUUGCAAAUAAUCAUAAUAAGAUUAAAGAAUCAGAUUCAUACAGCUGUAUUCUUUCGUCAACUCGGAGUAACUUAAGUCGUAAACAUAACUUGGAAGAUCCUCGUACUUAUUGCUCCUAUGGUCAGCUUUACAAUCGUCUGUUCUCGUAUAGUUUUCGAAGUUUAAGUACUAUCAACCAUGCUUCCAAUCUGAAAAACAAAUUACUCUUGAAAUUUCAAUAUAUUUCUUCUGAGAAAGAAGAUUGCUCAGACUUACUUGAAGUUGGUCUACAAACAGCAUUAAAAGCUAAUCUAGACUACAUAAUUUUUAUUAAUCCACGUGCAAUGAAUUUGAGUGAACAUUUACUUACUGAAACUAUUCAACUAUUGGCCAAUAAAAACGAAAAUUGUCAGGUUGACUUUGUGCUAGGUAUUACUAAACCUUGUUCAAGAAGUUUACGAACUGACACUGAUAUUAAUACAUAUCGAAGAAAAUCAUCAAAUGGUUUAUAUCUAUUCGGUUUAAAAGGUGAACAACAUUAUAUAAUGUCCAAUAUCAAAUCAAUUUGUGCUAAUUUGGAAUGGUCAUCUAUAAAUGCAGCAGAUAUUCUAUAUAGAAAUAUUUAUCACUCUUUACCAAAUAAAAAUUUGGUAUGUUUACGUAAAAGAUUAGAGGAGGUGUCUGAACCACUGGAUCUUAUCAAUGUACAACAGUCUACUGGAUUAUUGUGUGAGGACGUACUUAACGAUUCAGUAACUGUGAUUAUUCCCAUGGGUUAUGGCCAUCCAGAUGAUUGUAUUGAUUCUGAAGACAUUGAAUUAGUCGAUGUGAAAUUUUCAAGAUCAUUAGCUUAUACAAUUGAACUAGCAGUACAUAAUGCUUCGGGUAAAAGACAAAUAGAGAUUAUAAUUAUAGACAGUUCACCAUCGAAAUAUCCUCAAACUGGUAAAUUGUUAAAUUCUUCUACUGCUCAUCCAAUCACAACAGAGUAUUUGCAUGAUAUUGUACAUCCUCGUUGUAUGGUCAAUGUUGAAUUAUAUCAUUAUGAUCCAUCGGUCACGAGCAUAUUGACACCGAGUCGGGGUGAACUUAUUCGCUAUGCUAUAGAUCAAUAUGCUAAUGGCUCAAUGUUAGUUAUUUUGGAACCAGGUGUUCAGUUACCAGUUAAUUGGGAUUCCGCAGUGUAUUAUACAUUACAGAGACCAGGUGUUGGAAUGGGUUGUUUUGCCUAUCGACUACACUUAGAUGAUAAAUAUAUUCAUCAGAAGAGUGUUUUAUUGGCAUUAAGUUGUUGGCUUGGAAGUUGGAUUGUAAAUGUACAAACAAAUUGGUCUGGAGUACCAAUAGCUGGACAACCUCAUUUUAUCUAUUCACAUUAUUUAAAAUGUAUCAAUGGUUAUCCACGUUCAUGUCGAGCAUUUCAUGCUAUUGAUCUGGCGUUAAAAUCACAUCAAUAUUUGGGUGAUGUAAUUCGUACACGUAGUAGAACAGCUGCGGCUGGUGUUCCAACUGAUUAUGCAUUAAGACAUGGUGUUUAUUAUACUGUAUUAUAUACAGGAUUGCUAGGGAUUGCACGUUAUUUAGGCGCUACAGAAGUUCAAUUGAAAUGGGCAUUAGAAAAAUUUCCUUCAUUAUCCAAUGUAGAAAUUAUGCGAAAAUAAAUGUUCAUAUUAGAUAUGAUGAUGGAAUGACUUUCUGUCUGACAUAUUUCACGCCUAAUGUAUAGUUUUCGUAUUGAAAUACUUGUAAUAUCGUUUUUUUGUAUCGGUUAGUCAGAUUGGAAUGAGCUAUCAAAAUAUCUUUAAGCUCUCAAUAAUUUGAGUUUCUUUCACAAUUUUUUCCUUUCCUCAUGUAUUCUUUUUCUGCUCUUGAAAAGAUUUAAUUGUUUUUUUCUGAAAAGGAAGUAUUUUUACUGUGUAUAGAGAAAAAUAUAGUUUUUGAUACUUGAA